Ixodes scapularis (black-legged tick) is the source of this 3746-nucleotide messenger RNA. RefSeq names its product programmed cell death 6-interacting protein (gene ALiX). Gene Ontology annotation, biological process: mitotic cytokinesis. The coding region runs from base 114 to 2804 and encodes 896 amino acids. Gene Ontology annotation, molecular function: protein binding. Lineage: Eukaryota; Metazoa; Arthropoda; Arachnida; Ixodida; Ixodidae. The transcript is spliced from 16 exons. The record is from RefSeq and is a predicted model, not a curated record. Gene Ontology annotation, cellular component: endosome.
AUCACGCUAAAUGCCGUCAACUGAAACCGAAAGCAAAUUUCCAGACGUUACAAAAAAAAUUGCAAGAUUCAUAGGCGCUUUCUUUUCAUUUUUUGUCGGAGUUUGCUUUCUUAAUGUUUCUUAAACAUUUAUUGAGCAGCUUUAAUUUGUUGUUUGUUAAUCGGAUGCUCGUUGCUUUCUCAGGAAAGGUUUUGGCGGUUUUGGCCGUUUCGGCCGUUCUCGCUUAUCUCCGGGUGUGUGACUCACAUGUAGUCUGUCUGCCGAAGGGGGCAGGUAAGGCGGUUGCAGUUGUUGAAAUGGCGGUUUACAUAGCGAUUCCGCUCAAGAAAACCUCCGAAAUCGAUCUUAUUAAACCGCUUAGCCAUGUUAUUUCCGCCUACUACUCGACUGCCGACGACCAGUGCAGUUGUGGCGAUGCGCUGGCGGAACUCAACAAGCUACGCAUGAACGCUACAUGGAGAACUUUGGAUAAGCACGAAAGCUCCCUUGACAUCAUGUACAGGUAUUAUGACCAGCUGACGUCUCUCGAAUCGAAAUGUCCACCGACUGACAUACAGAUUCCAUUUAAGUGGAAGGAUGCCUUUGACAGGGGCAGCUUCUUUGGUGGAUCAGCGAGCUUGACAUUGACCUCUCUGUCUUAUGAGAAGACCUGCAUCCUGUUCAACAUUGCUGCCAUGCAGUCUCAGAUUGCAUCUGGCAUAUGUACUGACAUCAGUGAUGACGAGGCCCUGAAGACUUGUGCCAGAUAUUUCCAGCAAGCGGGAGGCAUCUUUCAGCAGCUCAAGCACGCUGCACCGUCUGUUCAUCACGACCUUACGCCAGACCUUGAGGCUGACACGGUCUCAGCACUGCAAGCACUCAUGAUAGCCCAGGCACAAGAAAGCUUCUACCACAAGGCUGCAGCAGACAACAUGAAAGACGCUAUCAUCGCCAAGGUGGCCUCGCAGUGCGAGGAACUCUAUGCUGACGCAGCAAGGCAGAUGGGCCGAGAGUCGCUCAAGAACCUUUGGGAGAGGGAUUGGCUGUCGAUAGUGAACAGUAAGCAGGCGGCAUUUGGGGCUGUAGCUGAGCUGCACCAGGCCCUGGUGUGCCAGGCCAAGAAGGACGUGGGCGAGGAGCUGGCAAGGCUGGGCCAUGCCAUGGAGCUGAUGAAAACUGCCGAGGCACGGGCGGGCGUGGCCUUCUCCUUCCGGGACGAUGCCAAGAAGAUUGCCCGCAUCUAUGAGGAGACCAAGAAGGACAACGACUUCAUCUACCACGCACGUGUGCCCGAGGUCAAGAGCCUGGCACCUAUCGGCAAGGCCGUGCUGGCCAAGCCGCUGCCCGUGCCGGACAAGUUCAGCGCUUCGGGCCAAGAUCUUUUUAGUGCCUUGCUCCCCGUGUCUGUCAGCCAAGCCCUGCAGAAGUUUGAUGUUCGGAAGACAGAGAUCAUCAAUGGGGAAAUUGCCAAACUUCGCCAGCAGACGCAGUAUUUGAAUGGGGUGCUGGCGUCCCUCAACCUGCCUGCGGCCCUGGAGGACACGACGGGCUGCAGCCUGCCGCCCAGCAUCCGGGAUAAGGCGGAGGCCGUCAGGGCCAAAGGCGGCAUCCAGGCCAUUCAAAAGCUCAUCAGCGACCUCCCCGUCCUGCUCGAGAGGAACCAGGAGAUCCUGGUCGAGGGUGAGAGGCUGCUGCAGGAGGAGCAGGACUCUGACCGUGAGCUGCGUGGCCAGUUCAAGGAGCGCUGGACGCGCAGCGCUUCCGAGAAGCUCAACGAGCCCCUGCGCAACAACCUGAACAAGUACAAGGAGAUCAUCCGGGUGGCCAAGGACGCAGACAAGACCGUCCGGGACAAGUUCAGCAAGCACCAGCGACACAUUGAGAUGCUCAGUGCUUCCGACGCCGAUCUGGAGAGGCAGAUUCCUUCUGGAAACCCAACAGCGUCCAACUCCUCUUGCGUGCAACGGCUUAGGCAUCUCAUGGAGCAGGUCGAGACCAUCAAGGCAGAACGCGAGGCCAUCGAGGCUGAGCUCAAGAGCUCCACCGUGGACAUGAAGCCCAAGUUCCUGGCAGCCCUGACCCAGGACGGCAGUGUGAACGAGCAGGCACUGUCUGUGGAGAUGCUGGGGGAGACGCUGGGGCCCCUGCAGAAGCAGGUUGCGGACAGUCUGGCCAGGGAGCAGCAGCUCGUGCAGGACAUUCAGUCCGCCAACGCUGAGUUUUGCCAGGAGAAGCAGGGCCACGGUGGCAACAAUCGCGAAGCUGUCCUGAUGGAGCUUGCCGCUGCACACGACAUGUACAUGGAGCUGACUGCCAAUCUGAAAGAGGGCACCAAGUUUUAUAAUGACCUCACCCAGAUCCUGCUGGCCUUCCAAAACAAGAUCAGUGACUUCUGUUUUGCUAGAAAAACUGAAAAAGAAGAACUGAUGAAGCACCUGCAGCAAUCAAUAGUGAACAAGCCAGCCCAGCAGACACCGACCCCUCCUUCACACUACGGCUCGAGCCAGGCGCCCCAGCGUCCUCCGCCGCCGGUGACGACGAGCAGUGGGCCCGCGGUGGGAGGGGGUUCGGGAGCGCCCCUGCCCUACCCGGCACAGCCCCAGGGCAUGCCCCAGCCCCAGGUGGCCUACCCGGGCUACCCCCAGUACCCGGGGUACACGCCCUACCCCGCCGUGCCCAUGCCCACCGUCUACAACCCAUACACUGCCAUGCCUCCGGGGUACCCUGGUGGGGCACCGCAGCAGUACCAGCCCUACCCGCAGUACCCACCUCAGCAGCAACAGCAGCAACCAUACCCGGGAUACCCUUAUCCUAGACAGCAGUGAAACUUCUCUGUUAUGCCAAAAGCUUGACAGCUAGCGACGAGCGACCACAAAAUUGUUUGGAGCGACUAACCCAUACUGUUUCUAUCUCUGCUUUGCUUUUGGUUGUUUGAGUGAUGGCUAUACAUGAGCUAUGCAAAUAUAAGCUUUACAAUGGCACUGACGAAGAACUGCUGGCAGUAUAUUGGUGCAGACAUCUUCCUUGAUGAAUGGGACAAACAUUGCGGAAGCCGUGGAAUAUGAGAUUAAUUAAUGCACACUUCUGUCAAGGCAAAAAAAGAAAUGAAUUGUGUGACAUGUUUUUUUUCUGUGAGGUACUGUUUCAGGAUUGACAAUGAUAAAUUAUGACCUCCCAGAGCCGCAAUCUGUCCGACUGAAUCGAUUCCCCUUAUGUUGUGAGGAAAUUGUGUGUGAACUUAAGAUUGUUUUUUACCUUUGGUGUGUCAAUUGUUUUUAUCACACCAAAAUCUGGGGGUAGAAAAGGACUUUUUGGUUUGUUGUUUUCCAAUAUUUGACUUUUGGAAACUUGUGUCCAAUAAAAAAAAAGGGUCUAACAUUUUGUUCUUUUUAAGCAUGAUUCAAGCAUUGUGGAAUGAUUGAGUUGACAUUUUUUGCUUAUAACUAGCCAACAGGGUGGUGUGUCAGCUCCACUAUUCAGAAACUUUGAGCAUACUGGAUUCGGUUACUCAAAAGCUGUGAUGCAGUGACAGUGCAGGAGAAAAAUAAUGGCCCCAGCUCCUAGCCAGUUUAUUGCACAUCAACUCUUGAACAUGUUUUCUAUUUUUGGUCGCGACUAAUGAACUGAUUAAUUUAUUUUUUCAGUUGGUUAUCAGUUAAGCUUCGUUUCCAGAUUAUAAAUAUGUAUAUCAUUUAUCUACAAGCAUCAGUGUCAAAUGGAUGUAUCAAGAUUGCUGUUACACAGGUAAUAAAUAUUUAGAAUCAUUA